Molecule: messenger RNA, 3263 nt
Organism: Salvelinus namaycush (lake trout)
Lineage: Eukaryota; Metazoa; Chordata; Actinopteri; Salmoniformes; Salmonidae
Product: pseudokinase FAM20A-like
Exons: 11
Coding region: 442-2082 (546 amino acids)
Cellular component (GO): Golgi apparatus
Molecular function (GO): protein serine/threonine kinase activator activity
Source: RefSeq, a predicted model, not a curated record
CACACACACCAUCAGAGCAAGACCAGGAAGACAGAAGCCAACUGAACUGCACUCUACAUACUGCUUUGACAAGAGGUGGACACACACUCUCUUAACAAAGCCAAGUGGACCUCUGCUUGGAGCCACAUUGCAACUUAUCACUUGGCGUGAGCAACACAUUGUCUCUCAUCUGAUCUAAGCCAGAACAAGCAACUGGAACCUGGAACAUUGACUGUGUCCAACACGUUUGGGGCUUUGACCGCCUUCAUCCAGGAAGAUUACAUACAGAUAGAGACCCGGAUCUGACCUCUGUCUCUCCCCUCCAUCAUUCUCUCUGGUCUCUCUCUGUCUCUCCCCUCCAUCAUUCUCUCUGGUCUCUCUCUGUCUCUCCCCUCCAUCUCUCUCUCUGUCUCUCCGCUCCAUCUCUCUCUCUCUGUCUCCUCACCCUUCCAUCCUCCCAGUAUGAUGAUGAGGAGAGAUCGUCUGCUCCUGGCUGUGACCCUCACAGCCAUUUUCACCGCUGACCUCUACUUCGUCCUGCUCCCCAAGCUCCGCCACAGACAACCAGGACCAGGGAAUGGAGCCUGCCUCUGUCCCUCCUCCAGGAGGACUAACUUCACCCUUGCUGGGUACAGUGGCCUCACCAUCCCCUGGUUCUCCAACAUCACCUCCAUAGACCUCCAGGGUAAGGGGGUCGGAGCUGUGGACGACUCCACAGAUUGGGGCUCGAAGCUGGGGAGGCUGUUUGCUCACCCUCUGUAUAACAUUCAGACACCGGAGCUGGGGCUGGAAGAGAGGCUGAUGCAGUCUGAAGAGCUAAUGGAGUAUUACAGGAGGAAGGUAUUGCGCUGGGAGAGGCAUAUGAAGCUGUACAGUGAGGCUGCAGCGGCCCUCAACGUGACAAUGCUGGAACACCAGGUGACCUUUGACCCUGAGGCCAGCUGGCUGAAGUUCCACCUGGGCAUCAACCGCUAUGCCCUGUACGCCCGCGAUGACCCCGCCAUCACCCGCCUGCUGCAAAACAUGCAGGCCACCACUGUCAUCAGCGCAGAUUACACUCAAGAUGAAAAGGCCCUCAAAGGAGCAUGUGACUGUACGCAGGUGGUAAAGCCCAGUGGACACCAUCUCAAGCUGGCCCUGAAGAUGCAGAACUUUGGCAAGGCCAUGUUUAAACCCAUGAGACAGCAGAGAGACCAGGAGACUCCUGGUGAUGUGUUCUACUUUGUCGACUUCCAGAGACACAAUGCUGAGAUUGCUGCUUUUCACCUGGACAGAAUCCUGGACUUCCGGAGGGUACCGCCAGUGGUGGGCAGGCUGGUGAACGUGACGGGGGAGAUUCUCCUGACCACUCACAACGAGGACCUAAGGAGUGUGUUCUUUACCUCUCCAGCAAACAACACAUGUUUCUUUGCCAAGUGUCUAUACGUGUGUAAGACUGAGUAUGCAGUGUGUGGGAGCCCUGACCUGCUGGAGGGCUCCAUGUCAGCCUACCUCCCCGGUCUCAGCAUUGCCCCUCGUAUCUCCCUCCCCAACCCCUGGAUACGAUCAUACACCUUCACUGGCAGGGAGGAGUGGGAGGUGAACCCCUUCUACUGUGACACCAUAAAGCGUCUGUAUCCCUACAACUCAGGGAACAGGCUGCUCAACAUCAUAGAUAUGGCCAUCUUUGACUUCCUCAUUGGUAACAUGGACAGGCACCAUUAUGAGAUCUUCACUAAGUUUGGCGAUGAAGGUUUCCUUCUUCACUUUGACAACGCCAAAGGGUUUGGGAAGCAUUCUCAUGAUGAGAUGUCCAUACUGGCUCCACUGUCACAGUGCUGCAUUAUAAAGCGUUCCACGUUGCUGCGGCUGCAGCUCCUCUCACAGGACCACUACAGGCUCAGUGACGUGAUGAGGGAGUCCCUGGGAGGAGACGCACUGCAGCCGGUCCUCGCUGAGCCCCACCUGCAGGCCCUGGACCGCCGGCUGCAGCGCGUCCUGAAGACAGUCCACAGGUGUGUCCGCAGGCUGGGAGAGGCUCAGGUGAUCACCACAGACUUUGUUGAUACCUCCGUCAUGCCUGAGUCUGUCAAACCAGUGGCUACGCCCAACAAGGAGAAGUAAUUAAGGUUACUAAGGAAUCCAAACGGAGAAGUGCACUAUAAUAGAGGAUUAGGGUGGCAUUUUGGACGUAUCCCCAAGUCCUGCAAGGGAAGGUAACUAUAGACUAAGGACAGCCUGAGGAUCAUAAUGGCAGGUGAACCUGUCCUGUAAAGCAGGAAGCAGUCAGAGUAAUACAUUCUGCAUUAGUUUUCAGUGGUGUGAAUUCAUGGAUGCCAAGGGAAGACAGGCUUCUCCAAAAAUUUGAAAAAAUAUAUAUAUAUGUAUAAAAUACUGUAUCUUUCGUCUCUCUAUUUUCAUAAUUUCCGUCAAUUCGCAAGUGUCUGAAUCUCACCGGAGAAAUAUUCUGAGCGAGGGAAAUAGCGCCCCUCUGUCUCAGUAUGUGUAGCCCAUGUAUCUGAUGCUGUCUGGACCAAAAGAGUAUGACAUGUUGCCGCCGUAGGGUUUGAUUGAUUGAUGUCAAUAAGGAUUUGGCCUCCCUUGAUAAAAAAGUAUAACAUAAUUAGCCAAUCAGCAUUGAGCUGAGCUCAACUGUGGGUUGUACUGCUGCAGCAAAACGCCUCCAAGGGAGGCCAGUUUGGAUUUGGCUUCACACCAAUCAAAUCACAUCCUGAGCAAAACUUCACUGUCAGAAAAGUGUGUCUGUUUCUGGUCUGCUUGUGUUGAUGUCCUGCAGUAGCUAGCUUGCUAAAUCGGCCCUUUCCCAACCCAUGAAUGGAGAUGGAAAUUUGGACUUGUGAUGGCAAUUCUCUCUACAGGCCAAUGGUUAUGACGGCAAUUCCGAUCUCACCAUAGAUCCAUAUAUUGUGCCACUAGCCUGAGAUGAUUGAAGUUCAAUAUUUAGCCUAGAUGGAGCCUAGUAGGCUCACAUUAACUAGCUAGCUAACUUAACCGCUUCAUUGCUACCCAUGCGAGGAAGUUAGGCUAGCAAGCAUUUUAGCUAGGUAGCCUAUGAAAAUAAAAAGUACAAAACCAUAGAUCGUUCUGCCAACAUGAAAGAGAGGAGGACGGCAUUGGCGUUCAACUAAUCUAUAAGUAGUGAGUCCCCACGCAAGCACACACACACAGACAGAAAUCAGUACCAUGGACAGCCACAUGAUAUUUAGCCAUAUUGAUUGGACAAAAUUGUUUUUGGCAUCUUUGUUUGUUUUCAAUGUAUUAAACUAAGCAUAUAUAGCCUUGUU